AUGGGGACAACUACUAGGACCACAGUCUUUUUUGUAAUAGAUGGUCCUACUAGUGCCACUGUGCUACUAGGAAGGGAUUCGAUUCACGAGAGUCGUUACAUACCUUCAUCGCUCCACCAGUGCCUGAUUUUCUGGAAUGACAAGGGUGAAGCAGAAAUGGUGCAGGCAGACCAUAGACCCUUUAUCGUAGAAGCAAACUCAGUAGAAAGUGUUCGAGUUGGAGCAGAAUAUGGGCCAGAAAUCAACAAGGUGGAUUGCUUAGAAGAGGAAGUGCUCACAAGGAACCUAGAUGACAAGGUAAUAGGGAUCACAAAACCUAGGCAUGCGCAAGCACAAUACCCCUUGGUUAGGGUGAAUAUCAGUGACGAAGGAGAAGAUCGCCCAACAUUUGUCAACUAG
This is a messenger RNA of Fraxinus pennsylvanica, 399 nucleotides long. The record is from the annotation of a GenBank genome assembly. Lineage: Eukaryota; Viridiplantae; Streptophyta; Magnoliopsida; Lamiales; Oleaceae.